AUGAAUUACGUAAUACUGGCAUCACAUUUGCUGUGUUGUUUGGAUAACACAAAAACAAACGAAAUGCAUAACAAUAUGGAUAACAAUAAUGACAAUACAGUUAAACAAGAAAUUGAAGAAAACAAGAAUCAUGUGAUAAACGGAGAAACACCGGAAGCCUAUGACAACCCAUCCUUUAGGCUCUCUAAGGAUGAACAAAGCGAACCGAUUUGUAAAGGAGUAAAACUAUUAGUUGUGUUGACGAUCCGUCCGUUGACUAAAACAAAUGCCGACAGCUUUGUGUUCAGACACUUAUCAAAAAUUGUUUGGUUUAUUGUAAUCACAAUUUGUGUUGUAUUUGUGGUCAUCGACUCACUCGAUGAGCCCAUAAGACUGGCUUCUGGCGGCGGACUCAUUGGUUUUCUACUCAUUGGAUACAUAUUUUCGAAACAUCGGUCGCAUAUAGUGUGGAAUCAGGUGUUAUGGGGUGUUUUGCUGCAGUUUCUAUUCGGCCUAUUCAUCCUCCGCUGGUCUUUCGGCAAACAAGUGUUUGAAUGCAUCGGACAGAAAGUCAGCACAUUCUUGGAGUUUACAGACAGCGGUUCCAGUUUUGUAUUCGGAUAUCUGGUGUCCGGCAAACUGGAGGGCACUUUCGAUAACGUCACCGUUUUAGGCGAGAGUAAAACACUACAUAUUCCCACACAAGCGGCUGUGUUUGCCUUUAAGACAAUGCCAGUCGUCAUAUUCUUCAGUUUCUUUGUGUCGAUUCUGUAUUACUAUGGAGUGAUGCAAAUACUUGUGGUGAAAGUUGGCUGGUUUUUGCAGACCACGAUCGGCACCACCGCUUGCGAGUCGCUCAACGCCUCUGGAAAUAUCUUCCUGGGAAUGACGGAGGCGCCGCUAAUGAUUAAGCCGUUUUUGCCUUCAAUGACCAAAUCUGAAUUACACGCCGUUAUGACCGGAGGGUUCGCCACAAUCGCCGGCUCAGUGAUGGCCGCGUAUAUCAAUUUCGGCGUCAGUGCCAGUCAUCUGUUGUCGGCGAGUGUGAUGUCAGCGCCGGCCGCUCUCGGCUUCUCUAAGCUCUUCUAUCCGGAAACAGAAGAGAGCAAAACGACCGACAAAACCAUAAGCGUUGGAAAGAGCAAUGAACGAAAUGCAUUAGAGGCCGGUUCUAACGGCGCCUCCAUUGCCGUCAAACUUGUAGGCAAUAUAAUCGCCAAUUUGAUUGCGUUUCUGGCUUUCAUAGCAUUUCUCGAUACACUUCUUUCAUGGUUCGGAUCAUUAGUUAAUUAUCCAGAUUUAAAUUUUAAGGUAAACUAGAACUCUCUCUCUCUCUCUCUCU
Messenger RNA from Medioppia subpectinata, 1321 nucleotides. Lineage: Eukaryota; Metazoa; Arthropoda; Arachnida; Sarcoptiformes; Oppiidae. The record is from the annotation of a GenBank genome assembly.